Messenger RNA from Triplophysa rosa, 891 nucleotides. RefSeq names its product smoothelin b (gene smtnb). NCBI's taxonomy places the organism in Eukaryota, Metazoa, Chordata, Actinopteri, Cypriniformes, Nemacheilidae. Gene Ontology annotation, molecular function: protein binding. Gene Ontology annotation, cellular component: microtubule organizing center; filamentous actin. The record is from RefSeq and is a predicted model, not a curated record. Gene Ontology annotation, biological process: actin cytoskeleton organization. The transcript is spliced from 6 exons. The coding region runs from base 1 to 717 and encodes 238 amino acids.
AUGGUUUGUGUUUGUUUAGAUGACCCUGUCAGGACUUCCCUAAGCACUAUAACGGAAGUCAGCUAUGUUCAAAAGUCAGACAAAGGCACAGUGAAAACUAAGUCCUACAGUUACUCCAGCAGCACAUCAACUAAAAGGAUUGGAAGUGAAAAUAGGACAUCAACUCUUGAUCACAGACAGGCAGAAAGAACUCAGCUAAUAAGGGCUCAGACUCUGCCCAAGACAUCUGCAGCCCAUGCACAAAAGGCCAUCGCUGAGAAGCUUGAGAAAGACGCUGUAAGCAACUCUGCAAAUACAAAAGUAAACAAGGUGCAGCGUUCCACCAGCUUUGGUGUCCCCAGUGCAAACUCCAUCAAACAGAUGCUUCUAGACUGGUGCAGAUCCAAGACGUAUUCCUAUGAGAAUGUGGACAUUCAGAACUUCUCCUCUAGCUGGAAUGAUGGUAUGGCAUUCUGUGCUCUAGUGCACAACUUCUUUCCAGAGGCAUUUGACUACUCCAGCCUUAGUCCCAGUAACCGUAGACAGAACUUUGAGGUGGCCUUUAGCACGGCAGAGGCUUAUGCUAACUGUAUGCCUUUACUGGAGGUUGAGGACAUGAUGAUAAUGGGUAAGAAACCGGACUCCAAAUGUGUUUUUACCUAUGUGCAGUCACUGGUCAAUCAUCUACGGAAAUAUGAGAUGACAAAGGCCCGGGCUCAGCAGAACACUGACUUCUGAUGCAGCAUUUCUGAUGAAUAUGUAAGGAGACACCUCACUUCUAUUAAAAACUGUUCAAUGAAUAAUAAUUAAUUCAAUUAAUAUACUAAUUCAGGUCAUAUUGUAAUCUGUAUAUUGUCAAAUCCACGAAAAUGUCAACCUAACCAUAAAAAAUAAAGCUUUUACCAAAGGUAA